CCCUCCUGAACCCCUGAAAGCCACCCCCUGAAAACAACAAACUAGGGUCAGAUUAAGCGAAGGUUAGCGUGUCAAUUUCCCCUCUUUGACACGACACCUCGUGUUGUUCUCGCGUCCUCCUAAAUAAUCGCAGGUUUUCAUAAUUCGGAUACUUCAACUUCACAGUCUUCAAUCAACAACAUCGCAAUCAUGGCGCCACCGAACUUCCCCAAUGGCUUGGACCUCUAUUCUAUCGGUUUUGUCACCCUUAAUUACCCAGAAUUGGCUCCAGGAAUCCCAGUCCCACUUGGCAAUAUCGUCGGUGCCCUUCAGCACCAACCUAUGUCAGCACAGAACCACCAGGUUUCUCAGAUUGCUUCUCAAUAUAUCGAUGCUUUAAUUGCCUAUCAAGUCAGCGACGAGCCAUGUCUCAAAGACAAGUCUUCUCCUCAAUACUACCUCUCGAAUGCUCUCCUACUCCUCAACUAUCUCACCAGCAAUCCCGACGUCUGCAAGCGUAUCGCCCAACACCCCACCCUCACUAACGACCUGAUCGAGAAGAUCAUCUCUCCUGACUUCCACGAUGGCAUGCGAGAUGUCGUCAGACCUGCUCUUGGCUCAUUCCCCCCCGCCGGAUUCGCAGAAGAUUUCGGCAGCGUCCUUCAAUUCCUAUCGACUAUGCUUCUUUACCAGGCUGAGAUGCCAUCUUUGCACCCACGGAUCAAGGAAAUAAUCCCUAAGUUGAAGGAAUGGAAGAAGGAAUAUAAGAAUAGUCAUGUCAAGACUAUCAGGAACGUGUGUGACCGCAUGGUGGGGCAGAUCAAUGGCAUGGAUCCGGAGAUGAUCACGAUGAUGCGGAAGUUUCAGGAGGAGGCUUUGGUAUGUGGCGUGGCCUCUUGUGGUGUGAAGGGCGCGACUGGCUUGACGGUUUGCGCCUCUUGCAAGAUCCAGCGGUAUUGCGGACGGGAUCACCAGAAGGCUGAUUGGAAAUAUCACAAGCAUAUUUGCUCCAAGGGCCUGGUGGAACCUGGACAGUAGGUGCUAAUAGCGUUCUUGGACCGAGGUUCUAGUUUGUACUGGCGCGGAUGUGAGUAUAUGGAGUUGACGCCACUACAGUUCUGGCUGAUUUAUGUUUGAAGUUUUAGAGAAACUGUAUAGUGAUGUGACGGAAAUUCGUUCUAUCUCAAUAUGUGGAAAAGCGGGAGCUGGCUCGUUACAUUUUGGGUAGCAUCUUCUUCGUACAAACAUUUUUCGGUUCCACAUUUUGUCCCCGGCAGCAUCCCUCAGCAAGGGCCAGUACUUUUGAACGUUUGAUGGCACUACAAGGAUUACAUAUUCAUCUUUUUGCACAUGCAGCCUAACAGUUCCGGUUAAGCCCUUGCAAUUAGAUACUGCUGCCUCCUUCUCCGGGUACCAGGCCACACUGUGGCAUUGGAAAUCUGAAGACAGCGACCCUUAGCUUUCUACUUUAAAACAUAGUUGCCAAUGGCACUUCAGAGGAGAAUAAAGGUGGUCGCA
Messenger RNA from Cadophora gregata, 1497 nucleotides. RefSeq lists its product as uncharacterized. The coding region runs from base 190 to 1017 and encodes 275 amino acids. The record is from RefSeq and is a predicted model, not a curated record. The transcript has 2 exons. NCBI's taxonomy places the organism in Eukaryota, Fungi, Ascomycota, Leotiomycetes, Helotiales, Ploettnerulaceae.